AUGUCUACAGAGAAAGCGGAGCAUGAGACGGAGUCUCCUUCAAAGACUCAACCAUGGUUUCCAAAGAGACUCUCCAUCGAGGAGGGAGGAAUUGAACGUGUCACCGACGAGGAGAGAAAGGAGAAGACAACAAAGUUCUGGCAUGCUGCUACGUUUUGGUUCAGCGCCAAUAUGGCAAUUGCUACUCUCAACAUUGGAUCUCUGGGAGGCUCCAUGGGCCUGGGGUUCUGGGAUUGCUUCAUCGUGAUUGUAGUGGUCAAUCUCUUCACUGAUCUACUUCCAGCAUGGACGGCUACAGCAGGAUUGACAGGUCUACGAAUGACAACCUUCUCUCGAUAUUCCUUCGGAUACUGGGGUAACAUGCUCGUAGUAGUAUUCUCCAUGGUUGCAACAACGGGCUGGAAUGCCAUCAACUCCAUCUCCGGAGCCUCCGUCCUCAACGCACUCUCGAACGGAAAAUGUCCCACUUGGGCCGGUGUCAUAAUCAUAUGUACAUUGGUGUGGAUUAUAUGUGCACUGGGUAUUACCUGGAUUCACCGUCUCGACACAUUCAUCUGGAUCUUCCCAUUGAUCGUGUGGUGUGUUGCUGCAGGGACGGGCGCAUCAUCAUUCACAGCCGCCAGUCCAAAGCAUCUUGAGGGUGCGGAUAAGGCGGCUGCCGUUCUCUCUUACGUGGCGAGUAUCUUCUCCUUUUCGCUUUCGUGGGUUAAUUGUGCAGCGGAUUAUAAUGUACGGAUGCCGCAUGAUACUCCGCGCUGGAAGAUUUUCAGUGCAACGUAUGUGGGUAUUUUCGUGCCUAGUGUUUUGGUUCAAGCGCUUGGUGCGGCGCUAUAUACUGGUACUGUGACAAGUGUCGAAUGGAAACAUGCUUAUUCGGCUUCCUCUAUUGGAGGAUUGCUCGAGAUGGCGCUAAAGCCAGCUGGUGGAUUUGGAAAGUUUCUCAUGGUUCUUGCAGCGCUGAGUUCGAUUCCGAAUAAUAUUCCAAACAAUUACUCUUUCGCUUUGCACGCCCAAAAUCUUGGUUCAUGGGCCAUCAGAAUCCCUCGAGUUGUGCUGGUGACAUUUGGGUCCGUUGUAGCAGUGGUCGUUGGUUGCUGCGCAGCGAGGUAUUUCAGUGACACUCUGCAGACUUUCCUUAGUGUCAUUGGUUAUUGGACAGUUAUCCAUACUACUGUUGUGAUGGAGGAGCAUUUCAUCUUUCGCCGGCGAUGGACAGCAUACGACUUGGACGCAUGGAAUAAUCCAGCUGCCUUGCCAUUUGGGUGGGCAUCAGCAGGAGCUUUCUGCUUUGGAUUUGCUGGGGCCGCUCUUGGAAUGCAUGUAAAAUGGUACUCUGGACCGAUUGCAUCCUUGAUUGGCAGUGGUGCAAAUAUAGGUCACGAGUUGACAUUUGCAUUCUCUGCCAUCGUUUUCCCAUUAUUUCGCUGGGUGGAGAAAAGAUAUGGCGGGUAUUAG
Messenger RNA from Penicillium odoratum, 1455 nucleotides. Its product is annotated as purine-cytosine permease family protein. Gene Ontology annotation, cellular component: fungal-type vacuole membrane; plasma membrane. Bases 1 to 1455 code for a protein of 484 amino acids. NCBI's taxonomy places the organism in Eukaryota, Fungi, Ascomycota, Eurotiomycetes, Eurotiales, Aspergillaceae. The record is from RefSeq and is a predicted model, not a curated record. The transcript is spliced from 4 exons. Gene Ontology annotation, molecular function: transmembrane transporter activity. Gene Ontology annotation, biological process: transmembrane transport.